This is a messenger RNA of Adineta steineri, 3864 nucleotides long. The record is from the annotation of a GenBank genome assembly. Lineage: Eukaryota; Metazoa; Rotifera; Eurotatoria; Adinetida; Adinetidae.
AUGCCCGUUAUUCCCGUUGAAAUUGAUUGUACACCAAAAUGCCGUUCAACAACUCAUUAUCUAGAUUUAAUCCGUGUUGCAUCACAAUCUGUACCAGCUCAACUAAUACUCAGUUAUAUAUGUCGAUGUGGAAACUGCGUAAAAGGUCAUGAUAAAUAUGGUCGAACAUUACUUCAAGUAUGCUCGGCUUUACCUGAAAAAUGGCCAAUAAUUGAUUGGUUAUUAAAACAAAAAAAAGUCGAUAUCAAUCCUAAGAAUUUAGAAUCAGGCUAUACUGCUUUACAGUAUAGUGUAUUCUAUGGCAGAAUUGAUAAUGCUAUUAAUCUUAUUAAAGCCGGUGCAAACACAAAUCUAUUGGAUUAUGAUCAUAUGACAUAUAUUGAUAAUAUUAUACGUGAUACAUACGUUGAAACACGUAGUCAAUUACCAGAAACCUAUGAAGUAUAUACAAUGGGUGAAAAUACAAAUGGAAAUUUAGGUCAUACUCAAUCAACAGCUAAAAGAGUCCCUGAAUUAAUCGAUAUAUUUCGUCGAGAUUCAAUUUCUAUCACAAAGGUUAAAAUAGAUAAAUAUCAUACAUUAUUUUUAUCGGAGAAUGGUUCAGUUUAUUCUUGUGGUUAUGGUGUUGGUGGACGUCUUGGACAUGAUAAUGAAGAACCAGUUUUAAGUCCUAAACAAAUAAUGGUUAUGGAAACAAUAAAAGAUACUGAACAAGAUCGUUGUAUUGAUAUUGCUAUUACACGAGAUUGUUCUUAUUUUCUUACUGAAAAAGGUUGUUUAUGGAGUUGUGGUUUAAAUAAUUAUCAUCAAUUAGGUCACCCUGGUAUAACUAAACUUUUAGUACCAACAAAAGUACAAUUUCGUCAAAUAAAAGAUCGAAAAAUAACACAUAUAGCUUGUGGUCGUUUUCAUGUUGCAUUGAUUGUUGAUGAUGGACAAUUAUUUACUUUUGGUCUUAAUGCUGGACAUCUUGGUCAUCCAAAAACAAAUGAUUUAUAUAUACAACAACCAUUACUUGUUACGAAAUUUAAUAGUCAAUCUGAAUAUGUUCAAAAACUUGUUUGUAGUGAUUAUGCAAUAAUAUGUUAUACAAAUAAAGAUGCUAUUUAUGUAUUAAAUGAUUAUAAAUAUAGAAAAAUUGUGAAACAUGUUCCACAAGUAACACAAAUAGCUGUAGUAGGUGGAAAACUCGAAUCAAAUGGUAUACUUGAUGAAGAGAAUAUCGAUGAUGAUUUGAAAGUAUUUUAUGUUCAAUCAAAUAAAUUAUAUCUUUAUCAUGAACGUGAAUCAAGUAAUGUGAAAGCAAAAUUAUGUUUAUGGGCAACUAAACAACGAUUAUCUAUCGAACAGAUAGCUGCUGGAACAAAUGCGUUGAUUUUUUCAACAAAUACUGGUCAAGUUUAUACUGCAAGUUUAGAUAAAUUAGCGAAUGUUAAUAGAAAAAUUGAACAUGAUCCACCAUCAAAUUCAAUUUAUGAUGAACGUGCUUACCAAUAUUUAACUCCAUCACCUAUUCCACUUCUACAUCGUUGUCGUUUAUUAACAACUGAUCGUACAGGACGUUCAUUAGUUGCACUUCAAUAUCAUCCAACUACACAUUUAAGUGCAUAUCCACGUCAACCACAAUCAAGUUUUCAGGACAAUCUUCAUGAAUUACUUAAUGAAGCUGAACAUAUGCAUGAUAUAAUGCUUGAAAUAAAUAAUAAUCAAACAUUUCCAGCUCAUAAAUAUAUAUUAUCAAUGCGUAGUCCUUAUUUUCGCGAACGAAUAAUUAAAAAAGAAAUUGAUCAUUUAUCAAUAAUAAAUGAAACAAAUCAUUUUAUUGAUCCGGAAUUUUUUCAAUUAAUUCUUGAAUAUAUUUAUACUGAUAAAUGUCCAUGGUUAAAUUAUUCACAUAAAUUAAAAAUACGUGAUGAACAUGAAUAUCAAGCUUAUUUAAUACGUAUGAAAAGUACGGAUGAUGAUAUUAAUGAUCAUCGCUUUUUUGCUCGUGCUCGACAACAAGCUUCAACAGCUUCAUCUACUAAUCAACAUGGAACAAAAUCGAAAAAGAAAAAAAAAUCUGGUGUAACAUCACCAACAAAUGAAUUUAUUCCUGGACAACAAACUGAUGAUGAAUUAACUAUUGGUUUAGAACGUUUAAUUGAACUUGCAAAAUUAUUUCAAUUACAUAAUCUUCGAAAAAGACUUGAUACUAUAAAACAAAGUCGACAGAAAAGUUCUACGAAUAGCUAUGAUGAAUCAAUUGGACAGAUUAAACAACGUUAUCAUUAUACACGAGAAGCAUUACCAGAUUUACAUGAUGUAACAAUUAUUUCUGAAGAUGGGAAAAAAAUUUCAUGUCAUAAAUGUAUUUUAACAAGUCGACUUGAUUAUUUUCGUCAUAUGUUCUUCGCCGGUUGGAUAGAAAGUCAAAGUAAUUCAGAAUUAAAUAUGGCAAUACCAUCUGAUUUACUUGAAAUUAUUAUUGAUUAUUUAUAUACGGAUAAUAUUUCAAGCAAAUUUACUGUUGAACAACUUUGUCAAAUUUUGGUUCUCUCAGAUCAAUUAUUAAUCGAAAGACUUAAACAAAUUUGUGAAUUUCAUAUAGCAAAUUUAGUAACAUUUCGUGAUGCUGCUGAACUUCUACAAUUUUCUUCAACAUACAAUGCUGAACAAUUGAAAAUAUUUGUUGAACAAUAUAUUUGUCGAAAUCUAGCUACUUUUCUUGAAGCACGUUUACUUGAUAAUCUUGAUAAUCAAUUAAUCAUUGAUUUAACAAAAUCUUAUCGAAAUUUACUUGAUUGUAUGAAUUAUCGAAUGAUAACACCAUAUAAUGAUUGUCCAUCAUUGGAUGAUCUUUUUAUUGAUCUUGAUGAAUUAGAAAAUUUAUCUAUUGAUAUAGAUGAAACAGCAAUAACAGCAGCAACAACAUUUGCAACGAAAAAACAACAAUCACAACAAAAACGAAAACAACAGAAUAAAUUACGUACAUCAGAAUCAGAAACUAUAACUAAAGCAUCACCACCUAUUUCAAUUGAAACUACAUCAAAUGUAAUAAUACCGAAUCGUACUAAAGUACAAGAAGAAAAAUGGACUUCAGUAUCAUCGAAAAAAACAUCGAAAAAUAGUAAAAAUUCACAAAUAGCAGCAGGAUCAAAUAAUGCUGUGAUCAGUCCACCUAAACCAAAAAUUCCAGGUGCUGUUUAUACUCAACAAGAAGCGGAACAAUUAGCUGCAAUAAGGAAAGCAGCAAGUCAAGAGAUAAAUAUAAAUAAACCAGUGAUAUCACCACAAAUUGCAAAAUCAUUAACACCUGCAAAAGAUGAACCACCUUCAAAGGGUCCUUGGAAAACUAUAACUAGUCCUGCGCCUGUAUCAUUAAAAGCAACGUUUUCAACAGAGAAAGAAGUAAAUGUACCAAAACCAACAAUGGCACGAUCAACACCUGUUACAACUUCAACCCGCUCAGUUCCUAUAACUCCUAUAUCUCCACCACAACAUGAUAUUACGAAACCAUGGGCAAUAUUAGCAACAUCACCACCACCACCAACAUCUUCAUUUGCAUAUUCAACGAUGUCUAUUGCUACAUCACCACCAGCUCCACCAAUGUCAUUUAAACAUAUACAAGAUCAAGAAGCACGAGCACAUGAAGCUCUUCGACAAAUCAGUAAUAAAUCACUUGAAACAAUUCAGACUGAAGAAUUAGCUAUACAAGCAUUACAUCGUUUAUAUAAUUCAGCUCAAGAAUUUGAUAUUUCAAUUACUAUUGAACGUGUUUUACCUGAAAUAGCCAAUCCAAUUUGGCCUCGAACAUCAACAGCAGCAGCAUCAUCAGCAGCAUCAAGCAUUCUCUUAGUUACGCAAAAAAAAGGACAAAAAUGA